Messenger RNA from Oncorhynchus masou masou (cherry salmon), 411 nucleotides. Its product is annotated as coiled-coil domain-containing protein 24-like. The record is from RefSeq and is a predicted model, not a curated record. NCBI's taxonomy places the organism in Eukaryota, Metazoa, Chordata, Actinopteri, Salmoniformes, Salmonidae.
AUGGAAGAAUCCGAAUGUCCACUCUCGGUGCGGAAUGUUAUCGUGGAGCAAGUCCCAGAGCUCCCAGACAUCCGGGGCUUGUUUGGAGAUGCUUUGAUUGACAUGUACACAGAGAUUCAUACUGAGGUCACUAUGUGGCAGCAGAUUUGGCAGACGGUGCACCAUAAACAGGGUAACAGGCUGAAGACACCUCACUCCCCCCUGGAUGACCCCCCUGCCAUCAAGGAGCUGCUGAAAUCGAUCCAACUGCUGCUGGCGACCGUGAGGGAGAGAGCAGCCUUGGAGGGCAGGGAUGGAGAUGCAGACAUAUUCCGGUACAGUCCUAGUGUGGUGAAUUACGCCUUGGGUGUCCAUAACAACCGUUGUGACAAUGUGAAUAUGUAUUCCUGUCCUGUCAUCGACAGUGAAUAG